Messenger RNA from Lymnaea stagnalis (great pond snail), 108 nucleotides. Lineage: Eukaryota; Metazoa; Mollusca; Gastropoda; Lymnaeidae. The record is from the annotation of a GenBank genome assembly.
GGAAAGAAGAAGAGGGAUCCACAAUACGCCUCCGUGUCUGAUGAGGAGAGGUACAACCUGCUUAAAGCUCUACUCCAGAGGGCGGCCAUAGAGAACACGUCAUCAUAG